AUGAAUGAAAUGGGUAACUUUGAGAAUGUAGUUGCCAUGUCUGAUGUAGUAUACAAAAUCAUCACCACAUUGUAUGAUGAUGAGAUCAUCCCUACUAUUCAUGAAGUUAGAAGAAGGUUAGGUAAAUUGAAAUACGGGACAAUAUCUGGCAAAUUUUUAAUUAAAAUAUGUAAAUCCAACAUACACAAUCGAUUUAAUAUUGUUAAAAGUCAAGUAUUCAAUCCCAAUGCGGCUGAUGUGCAAAAUAAUCUUCAGCUUAAUUUAGUAAUUCUGCUCAAAUCUAAGCCAAUAUACCCCUGGUUCUACCCAACAACCAUUACACCAUUUGAAAUAAAAUUGAUUUUUGAUUACAUCAUUAAUUCAUUUUCUGAUACAAACAAAUUUGGUAAUGGAGGUAGAUACCUUUUUGCCGAAGGUAUUAAGAAAAAUGGGCCAGAAGAGCUUAGAAAUUUGUCACUAGGUAAGCUAAUCAAAAUUGUGCAAGCGGCAAUUGAUUUAAAAAUUCUUACAUAUGAGGAAAAUAAACUAAUCCCAGUCUACAUGUGUAAGACAACGAGCAUUGGCUUUUUGAAUCGCCAAUCACAAUCAUUGGACAAUUUGGAUACAAAUUUUACGAGUAUAUAUACUAUAAAACAAAGGAUACUGAAUCUGUUGGACAAUUAUAACAUUAUUCAAGAUUAUUCAGAAGUUUGCAAGGACGAAAACAAUAAAACAAUGAUUGGUAUUCCACUUUGCAGAUUACCAAUUGAAUAUAAACUGACAUAUGGCGAAAGAUUGGACUAUUCAACGCUAGGAUAUAGCAAACUUGCUGAUUUUAUAAAAGAACAGAUCAAGGAGUGUAAAUUUGUUUCACUGGUUUACAACCAAUGUAUUGUCACAAAGAAAAUAACAGAAGAUUCUAUUGAACCGAAAGGGUGUGUUAUAAAUUAA
Molecule: messenger RNA, 930 nt
Organism: Babesia microti strain RI
Lineage: Eukaryota; Apicomplexa; Aconoidasida; Piroplasmida; Babesiidae
Product: conserved Plasmodium protein, unknown function
Exons: 1
Coding region: 1-930 (309 amino acids)
Source: RefSeq, a predicted model, not a curated record